Messenger RNA from Cariama cristata (Red-legged seriema), 1746 nucleotides. RefSeq names its product runt-related transcription factor 2-like. The annotation marks the transcript as partial. Gene Ontology annotation, molecular function: ATP binding; DNA-binding transcription factor activity, RNA polymerase II-specific; RNA polymerase II cis-regulatory region sequence-specific DNA binding. The transcript is spliced from 6 exons. The record is from RefSeq and is a predicted model, not a curated record. Gene Ontology annotation, cellular component: nucleus. Lineage: Eukaryota; Metazoa; Chordata; Aves; Cariamiformes; Cariamidae. Gene Ontology annotation, biological process: regulation of transcription by RNA polymerase II; neuron differentiation; hemopoiesis.
GUGGUGGCCUUAGGAGAAGUGCCUGAUGGGACGGUGGUCACCGUCAUGGCUGGAAACGAUGAGAACUACUCUGCAGAGCUGCGAAAUGCUUCUGCUGUGAUGAAGAACCAGGUGGCCAGAUUUAAUGACUUACGAUUUGUGGGCAGAAGUGGAAGAGGGAAGAGCUUUACUUUGACAAUAACUGUCCUGACAAAUCCCCCCCAAGUCGCUACAUACCACAGAGCAAUAAAGGUUACAGUGGAUGGGCCAAGGGAGCCGAGAAGGCACAGACAGAAGCUUGAUGACUCUAAACCUAGUUUGUUCUCUGAACGCCUCAGUGAUUUAGGGCGCAUUCCUCAUCCCAGUAUGAGAGUAGGGGUCCCGACCCAGAGCCCACGGCCCUCCCUGAACUCUACACCAAGUCCUUUUAAUCCACAAGGACAGAGUCAGAUUACAGACCCCAGGCAGGCGCAGUCGUCCCCGCCAUGGUCCUAUGACCAGUCUUACCCAUCCUACUUGAGCCAGAUGACUUCACCGUCCAUUCACUCCACAACUCCCCUGUCCUCCACUCGAGGCACAGGACUUCCAGCCAUUACCGAUGUACCCAGACGCCUCUCAGGUGCUUCAGAGCUGGGCCCAUUUUCAGAUCCCAGGCAGUUCACAAGCAUUUCAUCCCUCACUGAGAGCCGCUUCUCCAACCCACGAAUGCACUAUCCAGCCACCUUUACCUAUACACCGCCAGUCACCUCAGGCAUGUCACUGGGUAUGUCCGCAACCACUCACUACCACACCUACCUACCACCACCCUACCCCGGCUCUUCCCAAAACCAAAGUGGACCUUUCCAGACCAGCAGCACUCCAUAUCUCUACUAUGGCACUUCGUCAGGAUCAUACCAGUUCCCCAUGGUGCCGGGAGGGGACCGCUCCCCUUCCAGGAUGCUUCCUCCGUGCACCACCACGUCCAACGGCAGCACGCUGUUAAACCCUAACUUGCCCAACCAGAGUGACGGUGUGGAGGCGGAUGGCAGCCACAGCAGCUCCCCAACCGUCUUGAAUUCUAGUGGCAGAAUGGAUGAGUCUGUUUACUCAGACCCUUGCACGCCUGAUGCUCCACCUGCUGCCACUUCACCACCAACCUCUGAAGAACCUGGACCUUUCACAGCUCCAGCAUCACCCUCCUCUUCCUCUGACACUGGUACUGCGUCAUUUUCACCACCGUUACCUGCCUGUGUUGCAGCCUUACAUCCCAAACCGCCUCCUAUUCCACCAUCGACAUCAGCUUCUGCUGCCACUGUUCACCCUGGACUCCCUUCUCUCCCUGCACCACCUGCCUCUACUCCAUCCCUGCACCCUGGGCUUUAUUUGCCGGUAGUCCCACCCGGCACUGCCACCCACCUCAUCAACUGGCUGCCCUUCCUUGCUUCUGCAACGCUUGCCACCAUUCGAGGGAAGGAGGAAGACCAGCCACCCAUAAGAACAGGCUCCCUGGAAGGCAUGAAGCGCUGCAGCAGCACACCCCCACACCCCUCCCAUGAUGCAAAUCCCCAGGCAACACCAAUGGAAAACAGGGCUCCGGGGGCUGCUUCAUCACCACCGGCUGCCCACGCCAUGCCCCCGAGUUCUGAGCAGGCAUCGGUGAAUGUGAAUGACAUCCUGGCAGAGCUGCGGACGAUGAACAGCCAUCUCUCCAUCAUCGCCCGAGCCCUGACGCAGCUGGCGUCGUCACUGGCACCGCAGCAGGAUGCACGUGGCACCCCACCUCCUUAG